AAAGAAGUGAGGCCAUAGUUAUUACACUAUCCACCUAUGGCUAAUCUUGCUGCAUUAUGUGUGGCCUUUCUCAUCCUUGUGGUUGGCAAAGUGCAAGGCAGGUUUCUGAGACUCAACUCUUCUGAGUUGUUAGUCUCAGAUGGAGUAGACCAUGUUGAUUAUCAACCUCCAUUUCUUAGCUUGAAUGGCAUGUUCUCAUCCUCAGAGACUUGUGAACACUACUAUGGCUUCCUUCCAUGUGCAGACAACAUUGGUGGCUAUCUUUUCCAGAUAGUGGUGUAUAAUUACUUGUUGGCUAGUGGGGAGAAGUUUUUAACAAUGGGUAGCAAGCAGCUCUUCAACAUCAUUGGCACUGGUUUCUUUGGUGAUGUUUUUGAAAUCCUCAUGGUGUUACCAGAAAUCAUGGUUUCCCUAAUUUCUGGACUUACUGAAGACGAUGCUCAGUCACGAGUUUCAGUUGCAGUUGGCAUGUAUGCCGGGUCCACCGUGUUUUGCCUUACAUUGCAGUGGGGAAUGUGUGUCAUUUUUGGCAGAAAAGGCUUCACCACUGAGAAAUCAAAUUCCCAAGAUUCAGAACCACCCUCAACUUCAAAACCUUCACUAAUCAAAGAAAAAUUAUUCUUCUUAACCGACUCCGGUAUUACAACUGACAAAAAGACUAGUUAUACAGCAGGAUCAGCUUCUUUCUUGAUUCCAUUUAUCAUAGUGCAACUAUCUAAUAUUGUCAACACUUCAUCUGGAAGUCGCCUAGUGCUUUUGAUAGCACUCAUAGUAUCAGUAUUGGGAUUAAUCUCAUACUUCAUGUAUCAGAUUUUUGAUCCAUGGAUUCAAGAAAGAAGUCUAGAAUAUGCAAAAUACGAGAACCUGCUGGCAGGAUUUUUGCAUCAUUUUCAAAGGCACGCUCAAGGAAAGCUCGUUACCAAUGAAGGAUCACCUAAUAUUCCGGUCAUCAAAAGUCUUUUUGCUCGAAUUGAUAAAGAUGGAGACCAGACUGUAUCAGUUUCUGAAUUGGAAGCUCUAAUACUGGAUAUUAAGUCAGGAAAAGCAAAUGUAGAGAAAGAGUAUGCAGUAGCAGAAGUACUAAAGACAUUUGAUGUGAACAAAGAUGGAACCAUAACUGAGGAUGAGUUCAUUGAGGGAUGCAAAAAAUGGAUACAUGAAGCCAAGCAAUUAGCCGAAGAUGGAAGUUCUCACACAAGGAAAUCCUUACGCCAGGUUGUGCAGCCAUGGAUUGAGACAAAACGAGAUGCACUUGCCAAGAUUGAGCGUCUAAUGUCAAGAAUUUUGAAACACGUCCAAAACAAAGCUCUUGAAGCAGAAGGACUUCUCACUGAUGAUGGAAGACCUAACAUAGAUCGCAUGAAAAGUCUCUUUGAUGAAUUUGACUCAAAUAAGAACAAAUUUAUAUCACAAGAGGAGUUGAAAGAAGUAAUCCAACAUAUUAAAUUUGGAAAUGUAAAAUUCGAUCACGAUGUGGUAGUAGCGGAAGUGAUGAAUGAUUUUGACAAAAACGGUGACCUCAUGAUCAGCGAAGAAGAAUUUGUCAAUGGAAUCACAAAAUGGGUUGACAAGGCCACCCGCGUGGCCAAUUCCAAUGACACGAAAAGGUUCAUUGAUGAAUUCGAUCAGAUUGCAUGGAAAGAAGUCGACUCGGUAGUGUAUAACGUAGAAGAGAACAGAAGCAUCAUUCACAAGUUACUAUCAUGGGAUUGCCUAAAGUCUGUGCUCCAAAUCAUAUUAGGUGUCGCGAUUGUGACCUUUCUUGCAGAGCCACUGAUAUACAGUACCUUAGACUUAUCGGUUGCUCUAGGCCUGCCUACUUUCUACAUCUCUUUUGUGAUAAUUCCCAUCGCCUUGAAAUUCAAGUUGGCUGUAUCAGCAAUAUUUCCCGCGAGUCAAAAGAGCUUAAGAACUGCUUCCUUGACAUUUUCAGAGAUUUAUGGUGGAGUGGUCAUGAACAAUAUCACCGGCUUGUCAAUACUUCUAGCAAUCGUUUAUACAAAAGGCUUGACAUGGGAUUAUUCGGUUGAAGUGCUGGCGGUUUUGGUGGUUUGUGGUAUCAUUGGUUUUCUUGCAUUCUUCCGUUCCACCUAUCCACUCUGGACUUGUAUCAUGGCAUUUUUGUUGUAUCCGUUUUCUCUGGUGCUGGUUUAUUUCCUUCACUAUGCUGUCGGUUGGGACUAAACCUUGUUGGGCUCUUCUCCCUAAUCAGGCUUUCAACUUUAAUUUCCUAUUUUUGUUGUUGGUUAGAGAAAAAAUGACAAACAAGCUUUGAAUUUGUAAGCUCUUUUAAAAUAAUAAUAAGAAGAAGAAAGCAAAUUUGAGAA
Camellia sinensis is the source of this 2327-nucleotide messenger RNA. Its product is annotated as sodium/calcium exchanger NCL. Gene Ontology annotation, cellular component: membrane. Gene Ontology annotation, biological process: calcium ion transmembrane transport; intracellular calcium ion homeostasis. Gene Ontology annotation, molecular function: calcium:proton antiporter activity; calcium ion binding. Lineage: Eukaryota; Viridiplantae; Streptophyta; Magnoliopsida; Ericales; Theaceae. The record is from RefSeq and is a predicted model, not a curated record.